AGGGUUUGCAACGGUUUGAAAAUUUGAUUCUUGUGCAGUAUCGUCUGUAACGUGGAGCAAAAAUAAGGCCCAUGCACCCAGCCAGACGAGGACCAUCCUUGAAACAUGGGGCUUCUGUUUGGAGUGUCGAGACCCCAAUCUCGCAUCAUCAAACGCAGGCAUAGCGACAUAUCCUACAGGGAUCCUUCGUCAGAAUGCAAGAGUGGCAUAUGCGGUUGUAUAAUCUCCUGAUCUAGAUGCUGGAUCGACGGCGAUCCCAGAUUCUCUGCCGCUUCAUGCGCUCCGGGCUUGUUUGCAAUGGCUUUUGACCCUAGCCAUAGUACAUAUAUAUCCACUCGAACCCCAGUACGCAAAAAGCAUUUUCCCUGUCAUGUCGUACCACCAAAUAAAAGAAAACAAUUUUACUCCCCUCAACACCCACAUAGCACUUAGACCAGCUAAUAUGACCUCUACUUCUUUGAAAGUUAACCUUCAAGACCCAGCAGAGCUCUGGCACUCUUUCGACCGGUUCCAAGAUUCUCUAACACAGCUUGGUGAAACCAAAGCGUCGAUACUCUUCAAGCUUACAGCACACAUCGAUGACAUAUACAGUAAUGACCAAGGUGAGGACGUCCGUAUGGACUGGCUUUGUGCCUACAACUACUUGAAUCAGAACUUCCCCGAACAAUGUCGUAAAGCCUUGUCGGCUCAACCAACCCUUACGGCCAUCUUGAACCGAAAGGACGACCCGUUUACGAGUCGCAGAAAGGUGUACAACGAUAGUUUGAAAUUGUAUUGGGCAGUAUUCCAAAAUCACUUGAAGAAGGCUGCCAGUGAAGCCCAAGUGUGUCCUAAGGAAGCUAAAAAGGAGAAUGGCUCCAUACCGCUGCCAAAGACUAUGAGUAAGGGUGCCAGAUACUGGAGAAACAAAGCCCUUCCCAGCUCACCUGCUAUAAACCAUCUAUCGGAUCUCAUCGCGACACCACCUUUGCACCAGACUAUCCCUGAACAUAUUACUCAAAGUGGUCACGCUAUGCCUGAAACCAAGAGGAGCACUACACGAAAGCCUGAUGAUGAGCCUACGGUCCUUUCAGCUUACACAGUGCCAAAGCUCCAGGCUGCAUUGACCACACAGAGGUGCCGUUCCCGGAAACUUAAAGCAACCAAAUCUAAGUAUGCCACUGAGGAUCCCACUGAUACUUCACCCGCGCAUUCUCACUUUUCUUUUUCGUCAAAUUUCUCCGAUGGUGAAGACCUCAGCUCCGUUUCGAGUUUUAGUUCACAUGAUACGUUGAAUGAGUACGUGAAAAAAGCAUCGCGUCGCCUGUCUCCAGUGAAAACACAUUCACUUGACGUGGUCUCGUUGACGUCCACGUUGGAUGAGCUUGACAUCAAGAAGUCUUCGACCACGGAGGACCCUUCUAACGAGUCUCUGUUUAAAAGCAGUACCCGAAGGGCACCUGGGGGUAAAAAUCAUGGACAGAGAGUGAGGGGAAAAGCCAGCUCUAGAGCCAGGCCAGGCCGCCAUGUAUCGAUGGAUAUUUCGGUCUCUUCCAUCUACAGUGUCCGUCGCAAGCGUCUAUCGGUCGGUCCCCUUGACAAUAACCACAACCAACGGGUAAAAAUUUUAUAUCGCAACGAGGAGUUGGAUAUCUAUGCGGGAAACCAUAGGUUGGUGAGAAAUACUGCCACCGCUGCUGCCAAAGCCCGUCAAAGUGCUUUGGACGCGGCAAUAUUGGCGAAUUCUUCCAACAUUACCCCGGCUCAACUUCGAGUUCCAUCACACAGUGUGAAAAGAUCCAUAUCCACCCGGUUCGGCCCUAAGACACCAAAAACAAGACCCGUUGUUACACACUCACAUCACUUUCCUAUUGAAGAGAGUUCGGAACUUCCAAGAUCCGGGUCGUUUCAGAAGUUUAAAAAACUCUUUCAGAUCUAGAGUCAGGACUCCGCAUCAACCACUGAGCCAGUAAACUAUAUCACUUAGUUAUUGAAUACAACAAUACCCUACCUCAACGUAC
Babjeviella inositovora NRRL Y-12698 is the source of this 2000-nucleotide messenger RNA. RefSeq lists its product as uncharacterized. Bases 443 to 1918 code for a protein of 491 amino acids. The record is from RefSeq and is a predicted model, not a curated record. The transcript has a single exon. Lineage: Eukaryota; Fungi; Ascomycota; Pichiomycetes; Serinales.